Messenger RNA from Fusarium sp. VM40, 420 nucleotides. The record is from the annotation of a GenBank genome assembly. NCBI's taxonomy places the organism in Eukaryota, Fungi, Ascomycota, Sordariomycetes, Hypocreales, Nectriaceae.
AUGCUUUCUUCUAAUAUUCUGGUUGGCGCUUUGGCGUUCAUCGUUGCGGGUGUCAACGCAGGCCCAUGCCGCCCAACAACUUCAGCGGGUACCACACUGGACAUCACCUCUGCCGCUACCGCUACCACCGUCGUUAUCGAGAGCACUGCCACCUCUGAGGUCGCCUCAACCACUAUCGAGAGCUCUACCGUUGAAACUUCACUCACUUCACUCUUGAUCGAGACCGACACUGUCACAACCGUUGCUACUUCAGCUAUCGAGUCCACUACCACCUUGGCCGCGACCACCACAACCAGCGUUCCAGAUCUCGGGACUUCCUGCAGUACCGACGAUGAUUGUACAAUCGACGUUUCGUGCUUGGACGGGCUCCUCAAUAUUUGCCUUUGCAUCGAUGCCGUGUGCGCCAUCAUUGUCGAGUAG